AAACAUACCACCCACCUUACGCGCCAUCUUCUUGCUAAUAACCGGUCGUAAAAAACCUUGCGUUAAACCGCGCUACAGUUUCUUUUUCUUUCAAAAUACUAUUUCUCAUUAGCAAUACUGAACAAUGAGUGACAUUGAGGACGGAAACUACGAAGCACGGGGGUCACGGUCCCCAUCUAAAUCGGAUCAUGGGAGUCCAGCUCGGGUCAAGUCGGAGAGCAGGUCAGGCUCCCCGAGUCCAUCCCGGGCCUCCAAACGCUCUGAGUCCAGAUCCCACUCUCGGUCAAAAUCUAGGUCUCGUUCUAGGCGGCACUCAAACCGCCGCUAUAGCCGCUCUCGCUCUCGGUCCUAUUCCCACCGGAGGAAGUCCCGCUCUCGUUCCUACAGCCCUGAAUACCGCCGCCGGAGGAGCCAGAGUACAUCCCCUAUGUCAAACCGCCGCCGUCACACUGGCAGCAGGAGCCAUGACUUCACAAAAGAAGCAUACAGUCAUGGCGGUGAUGCUGAUGUUAGGGCGAACCCUGAUCCGAGCACAUGUUUGGGGGUAUUUGGCUUGAGCCUGUACACAACAGAGCGCGACCUGAGGGAGGUGUUUUCCCGCUACGGUCCUCUGGCCGGGGUCAACGUGGUGUACGAUCAGCGCACAGGUCGCUCCCGUGGCUUUGCCUUCGUUUACUUUGAGAGGCUUGAGGAUUCCAAAGAGGCAAUGGAGCGAGCCAAUGGCAUGGAGCUGGACGGGAGGCGCAUCAGAGUGGAUUACUCCAUCACCAAACGUCCCCAUACUCCCACACCAGGAAUCUACAUGGGCCGACCGACUCACAAUGGCGGUGGGGGUGGCGGCGGCGGCGGUGGCGGCAGCAGCAGCAGGAGGGGGAGAGACUCCUACUACGACCGUGGCUAUGACCGCUAUGAGAGAUACGACGAAUAUGACUAUAGAUAUAGUCGCAGACGCUCUCCAUCACCCUACUACAGUCGAUACAGGUCCCGCUCAAGGUCUCGCUCUUACAGCCCACGACGAUACUAAAUUUCUUCUUUCAAUAUUCAGCUUCCCUCCAACAAUUGAUGGUGUGUGAUUCAUCAAGGGGUUUCAGAGGGGAACGUUUUGAAUAAGCAUGUCUAUAUCAAUAGAACUGUUAAGUUUGAGGUAGUUCUUGUUUACAUGCAAUAGAUGUCUUAAUUUUUAGACAUUUUGAUGCAUCCAUGUCGAGUGUGAGCAAAGAGCUCAGCGACCGUUGCUCAAUCUUGCUUCAUCCUUGGACUUGCAUCCUUCCUUCCCUCUUCGUUUUCUACAGCAUGGAUUGCCGUUUUCUGGUCCGUGAGGGUUUGCUAGAUUUAUUGCACCGAUCACUGUUAACACUCUUUGUGAUGGGGAAAGAAAGGAUUUUAAUAAAUAAUGGUGACACUUGAUUUUACAACUUGUAUUAAGUAGUUCUAAGAAUGCACUCUGUGUAUGAACAGCAAGAAUAACAGAUGUGUUCUCAUAUUACUUGGCAUUAACUGAGUUUACUGGUAAGUAGCAGGUAACUCGGGCUGUAAAAUGAAGUGUUACCAGCAACCAGCAGUUGGGUCUCUGUUCACAUUCACAGCCACCUUUUAUUUUUUUGUCAAGGGAAGUCUUUGUUUUCAGAGUUUUAAUAUCAUGUAUGACAUUUUUUUAUUGUUGUUUCUUUGUAUGGAAAUACAAAUAUAUGAAAACUCUCAA
Stegastes partitus (bicolor damselfish) is the source of this 1702-nucleotide messenger RNA. It is a transcript of the gene tra2a, whose product is annotated as transformer 2 alpha homolog. Bases 125 to 1024 code for a protein of 299 amino acids. The record is from RefSeq and is a predicted model, not a curated record. Gene Ontology annotation, molecular function: RNA binding. NCBI's taxonomy places the organism in Eukaryota, Metazoa, Chordata, Actinopteri, Pomacentridae. The transcript has 9 exons.